Messenger RNA from Pogoniulus pusillus (Red-fronted tinkerbird), 2222 nucleotides. RefSeq names its product sorbitol dehydrogenase (gene SORD). Gene Ontology annotation, molecular function: zinc ion binding; L-iditol 2-dehydrogenase (NAD+) activity. Bases 67 to 1134 code for a protein of 355 amino acids. The transcript has 9 exons. The record is from RefSeq and is a predicted model, not a curated record. Lineage: Eukaryota; Metazoa; Chordata; Aves; Piciformes; Lybiidae. Gene Ontology annotation, biological process: D-sorbitol catabolic process.
GCCCCGCCGCGGGAGGCAGCGCCGCCGGCCCUUGGACCCGGGCGCCGCGCCGAGCCGGGGCGAGCUAUGGCGGCGCCGGGGCAGAACCUGGCCGUGGUGGUGCACCGAGCCGGGGACCUGCGCCUGGAGAAUCGUCCGAUCCCCGAGCCAGGGCCCAAUGAGGUGCUGCUGCGGAUGCACUCGGUGGGGAUCUGCGGGUCCGACGUGCACUACUGGCAGCACGGCCGCAUCGGGAGCUUCGUGGUGAGGAGCCCCAUGGUGCUGGGCCACGAGGCGGCGGGCACUGUCCUCAGGGUUGGCCCGGGGGUGACUCAUCUGAAACCAGGUGACCGUGUGGCCAUCGAGCCUGGGGUGCCACGGGAGAUGGACGAGUUCUGCAAGAGCGGCCGCUACAACCUGUCCCCGAGCAUCUUCUUCUGUGCCACCCCCCCCGACGAUGGCAACCUCUGCCACUACUACAAGCACAAUGCCAGCUACUGCUACAAGCUUCCAGACAAUGUCACCUUUGAAGAAGGAGCCCUGAUUGAGCCCCUCUCAGUGGGCAUCCACGCCUGCAGGAGGGCAGGAGUCACCCUGGGGAGCAAAGUCUUCGUGUCUGGCUCUGGACCCAUUGGCCUUGUCACUGUGCUGGUUGCUAAGAUGAUGGGGGCAGCCACCGUGGUGGUCACAGAUCUGUCUGCCCCUCGACUGCAGAAGGCCAAGGAGGUGGGGGCAGACAUCACCAUCCAGGUGACGAAGGAGAGCUCGCAGGAGGUGGCAUCCAGAGUAGAAGCCCUGCUUGGCUGCAAGCCUGAGAUCACAGUGGAGUGCACAGGGGUAGAGGCCUGUAUCCAGGCUGGCAUUUACGCCACUCGCUCAGGUGGGACCUUGGUGCUGGUGGGGCUGGGCGCUGAGCUGGUGACAGUGCCCAUGGUGAACGCGGCCGCGCGCGAGGUGGACAUCCGCGGCAUCUUCCGCUACUGCAACACGUGGCCUAUGGCCAUUGCCCUGCUGGCGUCCAAGCGCAUCGACGUCAGGCCCCUGGUCACGCACCGCUUCCCCCUGGAGAGGGCUCUGGAGGCCUUCGAGACCACCAGGAGGGGCGAGGGGGUCAAGGUCAUGCUGAAGUGUGACCCCACCGACCAGAACCCCUGAAGUGCCCACUCUGCCUGGCUUUUGCCCCCCGUGACUCCACCUGCCUGAGAUGGGAAGCGUGAGGCCUUGGCAGGCCGAGGUGCAGCUGCUGCCUGUGCCCACAGGCACCUCAGGCAGGUGCUGCCCUCUAAUAGAGCGUGGAAAUUGGUGGCUAAUUGGGGUGGGAGAACCAAUGGUUGAGAUCAAAGUGCUGCAGUUUGUGGAGAUGGUGCUGGUUAGAUGAUGGUUCACACAGCUGGCUCCCCCCAGCAGGCUCCAGGCACAGAAGAACCUGGCUUCUAUUGGGCACAGACACCUGUGUGCCCACCAGCCUUGGCCACCUCAUGGUGGAUGUGCUGCAGGGGUGAAGGGAGGGUGGAGAUGCUGGCACUCCACCUUCCUGCCCCAGCACUGCCCUGGAGCUGUGCUUGCUUCACUUCUUCCCACCUGGCAAUGCCUGGGCACGGGGUAGCCCUGCAUGAGUACCCUACCUUCCAGCUGAGCCUUCCCUGGGUGCCAGGAACUCAGGAACGUGGAAAGCCUGUGGAACACAGCCUGUGGAACACAGCCUGUGGAACAAAGCCUGUGGAACACGGCCUGGCCAGCACACCUCUGCACUUUGGGGUCAUUCCCUGCAUGGUCUCAGCAGGUAGCAAACUCCAGCUCCACAGCCCAGAGCCUGGGCUGCUUGGGGCCCAGCUGGGACCAUCCCUGCUCUGUCACUUCCAGCAGCUCCACUGCAGAGCAGGGUGCUGUGUGUCUGCGGGGAAACUGAGCCCACAGGGCCUCUGUCCUUCUGUGCUUCCCAAGCUGGAGCUGUUCUUGGGGGCCACAGUUUCUGUGUGUGUGGAGGGGAGCCUGGCUGAGAAGUAAAAGGGCAGCGUCACUCAAGGGUCCUACCACUGACUGCAGCUGUGCAGGGCCUUUCUGCUAAGCUUGUGAGCCAUGAAGAGGUACUAACCAGGUACUAACCAGGCCCAAACGAGGUACUAACGAGGUAGCAAUUUGCAAAUCUGACCUUUAAUUAUUCACUUUAAUUUGAGCACUGAGAUCAAUCCCUCCCUCGGGCUGGUGCUGAGCUGUCCUCAAUAAAUACCACUCAACUGCUA